CUCCACAUCUUAACUUCGACAAACUGCCUCAACUUCUUUCCAUUCUCUAUUUCUCUCUUCUCCUUAACCUCCAUUUUCCUAACAAAGCUAGCUUAGUUUGCUUCAAACCAACAAAAAAUGAUGCAACCACUUCUUACCAUUCCACCACCACUUCCAACAACCUCAUUGUUUGAUACAUCAUUUCUUAAACAUGAAGAUAACAUACCAAGCCAAUUUAUAUGGCCAGAUGAUGAAAAACCAUGCUCGGAAACGCCUCCAGAGCUCGAGGUACCUCCCAUUGAUCUAGGGGGGUUCCUCUCAGGAGACCCAGUUGCAGUGUCAAAGGCAACUACACUUGCCAAUGAAGCAUGCAAGAAGCAUGGGUUCUUCUUGAUUGUCAACCAUGAUAUCGAUUUCGAGCUCUUAGCUAAAGCUCAUGAAGCUAUGGAUUACUUUUUUAGUCAGCCGUUUUCCCAAAAACAAAAAGCUCUCAGGAAACAAGGUGAUCAUUGUGGCUAUGCUAGUAGCUUUCUUGGAAGAUUUGCCACAAAACUUCCUUGGAAAGAGACUCUUUCCUUUCGAUAUUAUGAUGAUGAUGAUGAUAAGUCCUCAAAAAUGGUACAAAACUACAUCUCCAACUUAAUGGGGACUGACUUUCAAGAAUUUGGGAGGGUGUACCAAGAAUAUUGUAAGGCUAUGAGCAAGUUGUCCCUUGGUAUCAUGGAGCUUUUGGGAAUGAGCCUAGGAGUUGGAAGAAACUAUUUCAGGGAAUUUUUCAAAGGGAAUGACUCAAUAAUCAGACUAAACUACUACCCGCCUUGCCAAAAACCCGAAUUAACUCUUGGGACGGGGCCUCACUGUGAUCCCACGUCGCUGACGAUUCUUCAUCAAGAUCAUGUUGGUGGCCUUGAAGUCUUCGUCGACCAAAAAUGGUACUCCAUCCGUCCCAACCAGAAAGCAUUUGUCGUCAACAUUGGAGAUACCUUCAUGGCUUUGUCAAAUGGGAAAUACAAGAGUUGCUUGCACAGGGCAGUGGUGAAUAGCAAAACUCCUAGAAAAUCAGUGGCUUUCUUUCUGUGUCCAAGGGGAAACAAAGUGAUUCGUCCACCAAUUGAGUUAGGGCAUCCAAGGGUAUACCCGGAUUUUACAUGGCCGCUUCUUUUGGAGUUUACACAGAAACAUUAUAGGGCCGACACAAAAACUCUAGAUUCUUUUACAAAGUGGCUUCAAAAGAGAUCAACUGAAGACGAGCGAGUAAAGUAAAACCAUGCAACAGCAACAGCAACAGCAACAGCAACAGCAGCACGCAAAGGACAUACAUGUAAAAACAUGAUGCACUCGUUAUAGAAAAGCAUUGUACUCCGUAUAUGAAUUGAAGAGACAAAAGGGUGCCAAUUGAAGUUAGCUAAAGAUCGAUCUGAUUAAAUUACAACUGAAGCACCGCUGUUGGUUAAUAUCUAUCUGUCUACUGUUAUUAGUGUACUAUGUUUAAAGUUUAUGUUUGUUAUUGUACAAUAACAUGUGGUACGACCCACCCUUUCUUAGACUCUGUCUUCUUCUAGGUUUUCUUCCCCUUCGAUCAUUGCAAUUGCGUACAAUGUAAUAUCUAUACCGUUAUCUAUACUAUAUACUUCUAUUAAAACAAAAGGUCUUGC
Messenger RNA from Spinacia oleracea (spinach), 1634 nucleotides. RefSeq names its product gibberellin 20 oxidase 1-D. The transcript is spliced from 3 exons. Bases 118 to 1242 code for a protein of 374 amino acids. The record is from RefSeq and is a predicted model, not a curated record. Lineage: Eukaryota; Viridiplantae; Streptophyta; Magnoliopsida; Caryophyllales; Amaranthaceae.